ACAGAAGAAAUGCAAAAAAAUUUUAUUUUAAAACUUUUGAAUUCUCAGAUAGCUCUUUGAACUCAGCUCUUUUUUCUGUCCGUGUUGCAGGGAUUCCCGUUUCCAAAUUAUAUUUGUUCUUCCUGUUGAAGAGAGAAGAUGUACAGAAUGAAGAGGGAGAAGCUGGGACAGGCACUUGUAUAGAAGGAAAGAUCAGACUUGAAAUGAAAGAGAUGACUGCAGAGUUAAGCCAUUCUGGGGAAGAAACUCAGAAGCAAAGAUGCAUUGGUGAUGGUGCCUGUGAUUCCACUUGGAGAGAAAACUUGGAUGUACAUCAGAAAAUCCACACUGGAGGGAAACCUUACGAAUGUAAUCAAUGUGGUAAAACAUUUGCAAAGAGGGCCACUCUCACCGUACAUCAGAGAAUCCACACUGGAGAGAAACCUUAUGAAUGUAAUCUCUGUGGAAAGGCUUUUACAUACGAGUCUCGUCUUACUGUACAUAAGAGAAUCCACACUGGAGAGAAACCUUUUGAAUGUAAUCAGUGUGGAAAAGCUUUUAUAGGGAGGAACAAGCUUACUAUACAUCAGAGAAUCCACACUGGAGAGAAAUCUUAUGACUGUUACCGGCUUAGUAAAGCCCACACUCAAAAGUCAACCCUUAUUUCCCCUCAGGCACUGCCAAAUCAGUAAACAGCAGUCCUUGGGGGCAGCUGUGUGGAUCCCAGCCAUACCUUUGAGAACGUUUGCUCUACUGAUGACCCUGGGGUCAAGAUGCUGAAUAAAGGAAGAUUGCAGGGACCCUGGACUGGCCCUGGACGUGGGGCUUCAGCACAUUGAUCAGACAUGGUCCAAGGCUUUGCCUAAUGAUGGAGGAGCACACAAGUAAGAGAAAUGGUUUUGUCUUAUUUGGAAAUAAUCCAAUGCUAAGGUUUACAUAAUUCAAGCUGAAUCCCUUUCUUUUUCCCGAUGGAAUCAUGAGUAUGAUUAUCACUUCAAUUUAGGAAGAUGAGAAAUAGAGACUGCUUGGUGCCUCAUAGCAUGAGGCUUCAGGGGCCUAGAAGGGAGCCUCCGUGAUCUUCAGUGUUAGGUAUAAUCAUUUAAAGGUGAUUAGGUACAAGAAAAAGAUAGUGAGAUACUGAAGCCAGAGCGUGCAUUAACUACUAGGAAAGACAUCCGAAUGCAGAAAGGAGUUGGAGAUUGGGGCCUCAUAUCAGCCCGGGCCGAGUCUGUUAGUUAGUAAACAUUAAUGAAGCACCUACUAUGGUCUAGCCUCUGAGUACACAAAGGGAAACAAAAGAUAGUCCCUGUUGUCAGAGCUCAGAAUCUAGUAUACAAACAUAGUGAUAGUCAAGAAGCAGUAAUGUAACAGUUAAAAUUUAGGAAUAUGGGGAGACUGAGGCAGGUUGAAAUUAGUUUCUCUCUGGAAGGAGUAUUAUACUUUUUAGAGGCUUAUUAAGGAUUAAGGAUUAAAGAAUAUACAAGUAAGAAACGUGCCUAGGCCAGAGGCCUAGACAAAAUAACCUCACAUCACGGAAGAGACGCGUCUGCUCCAAAACAGAAGUCCAAAAAGGGACGAGAGAGAGCCCCAAAAAUCGUUGCCACCAGCUUAAAUCCUUCCUCGAUCUGGGCCCACCUCAGAAUUCCUGUGAGAUUACAAAGCUUUUGGGGAAGUGGA
This is a messenger RNA of Monodelphis domestica (gray short-tailed opossum), 1656 nucleotides long. The record is from RefSeq and is a predicted model, not a curated record. NCBI's taxonomy places the organism in Eukaryota, Metazoa, Chordata, Mammalia, Didelphimorphia, Didelphidae.